GGCCACCGGCCCGCCAGUGUUGCCACGGCCGGGGAUGACGGCACCGAGAGACCCCCGGGGCCACCGAGAGCCACCCGGGGCCACCGAGAGACACCGGGGCCACCGAGAGACACCAGGGCCACCCGGGGCCAUCCACAGCCACUCAGGGAAACCCAGAGCCACUCAGGGCCACUCAGAGCCAUCCAGAGCCGCUCUGGGCCACUCAGAGCCACCCGGGGCCACUCAGGGCCACCCUCCCGGGACUGGCACCGCUCCCUGUCAUGAAUAUUCAGCCGCGCCUGGCCCGGCCCCGCUGUUUGCUCCGGCAGGAGGGGUUUGGGAGCGGGUUCACCUUGACGGGAACACCGGGACAGCGGCAGGUGAGCGGCACCUGCCCGCUCUGCCCCCCCGGGACACCCCGGGACACCCCCGGGACACCCCCGGUACACCCCCGGACACCCCCGGGAACCCCGGGACACCCCCGGGACACCCCGGACACCCCCGGGACACCCCCGGACACCCCCGGGCGCGGCAGGAGCAGGAUGGCCGACGGGCACGGCUGGUGGAAGCUGACGUUCCUGCGGAAGCGCCAGGCAGCGCCCACGGUGCUGUACGAGAGCCCCGAGGGGCCCGCGGCGCCGGGCGGGGACAGCGCGGAGGGGACCGGCCCCGAGGGGACGCCCGGCUUCGCCGCCCGCCUGGAGAAGAUCGUGGACAAGAGCACCAAGGGCAAGCACGUCAAGGUCUCGCACUCCGGGCGCUUCAAGGAGAAGAAGAAAGUGAGGGCGACGCUGGCCGAGCAUCCCAACCUGUGCGGGGCCGGCGAGCGCGAGGAGAAGUGACCCGGGCGCGUUGUCGCCCGCCGGGGACCGGAGCGGACUCAGGAUGGAAUUUAGCUGGGGGAUGAUCCGUGAGCUGCGGGACUGAGCCCGCGGCAGAGCGGGGCGCGGGGCCGGCGCUCCCCGUCCCUGCCGCUGCCCAGCGCGGACUGGUUCCUACUGGGAUGAGGAACGGCUCUGCCCCGAUCCCAUUCCCAGUCCCCUCCUCCCGUCACUUUCUGGGGCCGAGCCCCGCUCGUGUCCCAAUCCCGAGGGGCAGCAGAGCCGCCGAUGGCGCGUCCUUGCCGAGUCCCCCCCGAGAGGGGAUGCGACAUUUCCCUGUCCCGAGGGAGCGACCGUGCGGGACCGAUCCCCCCGCGGGGACCGCGGAGAGCCGCCCGGAGGAGCCGCCUUGCCCCGGGGAUCCCCGCCCGGAGGAGCCGCAUUCCCCCGGUGAUCCCCGCCCGGAGGAGCCGCACUGCCCCGGUGAUCGCCGCCCGGAGGAGCCGCAUUCCCCCGGUGAUCCCCGCCCGGAGGAGCCGCAUUGCCCCGGUGAUCGCCGCCCGGAGGAGCCGCAUUGCCCCGGGGAUCGCCGCCUUCCCCCGGGGGUCGCCGCCGCUGCUGGAAGCGGGGAUCCCACCCCGCGGCCCGGGAUGCUGGAAGCGCUCGCUCCUGCUGCUAAUUAACUGUGGUUAAUAAACCGAGCCUGGGAGCGGAGACGGCUCCGGGAGAGCUCCGCCGAUCCCUGGAUCCAGCCCGGAAGGGUGGGAAGGCUCCGGAUCCCCGCGGGACGCGGCGGGAGCGGGGCCGUGCCGGGCAAUCCCUGACCCGGCGCAGGAGGAGGAAGCAAAGGCGCAGCCGGGAGAGCCCAGCGGAUCCCGAAACCCGGCAUGGAAGGGUGGGAAAGCUCUGGAUCCCUCUGGGAUCCCUCUGGGAGCCAUCCCGGGAAUCCGUGACCCCACGGGGAAAGGGACGAUCCACGGUCCCGGGAUCCACGGUCCCGGCUCCGCAGGGCGCGGCUGUUCCCGAGCUCCGCAGCUCCAGCCCCUCCCGGCUCCGCCAGAAGCUGGAGGGUGCCAAGGGCCGGGCCCAACCCCGGUUUCCCGGUUUCCCGGGGCCGGUGCCAGCUCCCCCCGGGGCCGGUGCCAGCUCCCCCCGGGCCGGUGCCAGCUCCCCCGGGCCGCUCCCGCCUGGCUCUGUGCGCUCGCCGCCCGUUCCCCGUCGCGCUGGGAUCCCGGGCCGUGUCCCAGCGGGAACGGGAGGAGCCCCUCGGUCCCUUCGCCCCCCUCCCCCGGAAUCUGGGACAGCUCUGUGCCCCUUCCUGCGACACCGCCCUGUCCCCUCCUGUCCUUCCCAAGGGACGGGCACAGCCGGGAGGGGCCAGAGCCACUCAGGGGCUGUGACAGCGGCACAAAGGGGGUGACAACCCCGUGGCCACCGUGCCUGCGUGCCAGGGCUGCCCCGUCACCCCCCAGGACGGGCACGAUCCCUCUCCGGGACAGCAAACACGGAACCGGGGCCGGUUUUGGGGCUGGUUCCACCAGGGCCGGGACUGGCGGCGGCUCCGAGCUCCGGCUGCCCCGGGAGGGCCCGGCCCUGCCCGGCUAAACAUUAACCCGGCAUGAACCCAAAGCCUCCGCGCCCCACAUAAAUCCUGAUUUAUUCUUUUCCAGCAGCGGGAGGAGGGGACGGGCUCAGGGCCGGGGUCUCACGGCCCCGGGAGAGGCCAGGACAGCGGCGACACGAUUUGAGUUAAUUAAACAACAGCCAUAAUGAA
This is a messenger RNA of Serinus canaria (Common canary), 2574 nucleotides long. It is a transcript of the gene PRR15L, whose product is annotated as proline rich 15 like. Lineage: Eukaryota; Metazoa; Chordata; Aves; Passeriformes; Fringillidae. The transcript is spliced from 2 exons. Bases 261 to 821 code for a protein of 186 amino acids. The record is from RefSeq and is a predicted model, not a curated record.